Molecule: messenger RNA, 1254 nt
Organism: Labrus bergylta (ballan wrasse)
Lineage: Eukaryota; Metazoa; Chordata; Actinopteri; Labriformes; Labridae
Product: C-type lectin domain family 6 member A
Molecular function (GO): signaling receptor activity
Source: RefSeq, a predicted model, not a curated record
UGCAGUUGUACCGUUAGUGGCCUGUUUUAACUUUCACAGAUCCAAAAGGAAAACCAGAGAGACCAGUAUGAGAAUGGAUUCAAUGGAAUAUGAUGACGAGCACACUAAGAAUUUAGUGUCUUUUCACAGAACAAAUAAGAUGCCCCCUCGAUGUACGACUGUGAGUUUUGGGCUACUUCUUGUUCUCCUGUUGGCCUGUAACAUAGGACAGCUCAUCUAUCUUGCAAGUUUCAACUACCAAAGAAGUUGUGAGGCCAAACUCAGUAACCUGUCGAAAGAAAAAGAGGAGCUUCUGCAGAGAUACAACACCUUGCAGAUGAACAUAAAACUCAGAGAGUUGGACACCAAUUACUUUAAUUUGACAACACAGCGCCGAGAGUUAGUCAACAAGGUCAGGGAGCUGGUGAAGAUAGUGGAGAAAGAGAAAGGCGGGGCUUGUCAGACAGACUGGAAGAAAUUUGGUGGCAGCUGUUACUAUGUUUCAACUGUGAAAAAAAACUGGACUUCAAGCAGACACGACUGCCUCACCCAGGGAGCUGAUCUGACCAUCAUUAACAGCAGGGAGAAACAGAUAUUUGUCAACGGGUUGCUGGGGUUGGACAUAAAUGCCUGGAUCGGUCUGACUGACAGUCUUCAGGAAGGGACUUGGAUGUGGGUGGAUGGGACCCCCGUCACCACUACGUACUGGCAGGAAGGGCAGCCCAACAGCCACGAGGGGAACCAGGACUGUGGAGAAAUAGUGCAGUUGGGACAAGUGGGAGCCUGGAAUGAUGACGGGUGUUUUGCUAAAAAUGUUGCCGUCUGUGAAAAAUAAUGAAUUUAGGAUCGUGGGAAUGUAUAUCAUUUAUGUUUAAGCCUUUGUUAUAUUCUGCAUUCAAUUAUUGAAAAGUCCAAAACAAAAAAUUGCAUUGUUCCUGCUAACUGUCUAUCCCUGCAUAUAUCUUGACAACACAAACUGCUUCAUAUUUGGUCAGAUUCUCGUAAACUUUUUGCUUCAUAAUGUAGAUAAUAUUCAUAAUAAAUCCUCAUAGAAUCGAUUGAUUGAUUGAUUGAUUGAUUGAAAUUGAAAAUGCACAUUUACUCCAGUUGGAGAAAUAAAAACUUCCUUGAGGUAAUGAUAAUGGGAAGCUCUAAAAUCAAUUUAAAGGUCUUUAUCUUUAGAGAGAAUCCCUGGACUUGAGGAGAGGGGGGGGAGUGAAACGAUGAGGGCUGUAAAUAUCUGGAUCUGUGAAAAUAAAACCCCAAUGAUUGACA